UUGGAAGUUCUAGAUUUUGGUAACAACAAGAUUAAUAGCACCUUCCCUGUUGGUUGGAAACUCUUCCAAAGUUGCAGGUUCUUAUCUUGCGAUCAAACAACUUUCAUGGUGCCUUAGGAAACCCCAAGACCAAAUUCCCAUUCCCAAAUUUGCGAAUCAUAGACCUCUCUCACAAUGAGUUCCAUGGGCAUUUGCCGACAAACCUUUUCAAGUAUUUAAAAGCCAUGAUGAAUGUGAGUGCAGACAAAGGUGAAUUGAAAUAUAUGGGUGAUAAUUAUUAUCAAGAUUCUGUGACAGUGGUGAUGAAAGGGUUUUUCUUUGAUUUGGUAAAAAUCCAAAGUCUAUUCACAACCAUUGAUUUCUCCAACAAUAAUUUCAAAGGAGAAAUUCCAAAGGUAAUUGGAGAGCUUCGAUCAUUGAAGGGGCUUAAUUUUUCACACAAUAAUCUUACAGGUUGUAUGCCUCAAUCGUUGGGAAAUUUAACCAAUCUUGAAUGGUUAGAUCUCUCCUCAAACAAGCUCACAGGUGAAAUUCCUAUACAAUUGGUAGAUCUCACAAUGCUAGCAUUUUUAAACCUAUCAGAAAAUUAUCUUUUUGGACAUAUACCCCAAGGUAAACAGUUCAAUACCUUUAUGAAUGAUUCUUACUAUGGGAACCGUGGGUUAUGUGGAUUUCCAAUGACAAAAGCUUGUGGCAAUGAUGAGGGACAACAACCAUCACCAUCAUCAACCAUUCAAGAAGAUGAUUUCGAAUUUGAAAAUGGGUUUCAUUGGAAAGUUGUAUUGUUGGGGUAUGGUUGUGGAUUCAUGUUUGGAUUGGGUUUGGGUUAUCUUGUGUUCUCAAGUGGAAAACCGAAAUGGCUAGUGAAUAUUGUUUAUGGAGGAAGACAUAACAAGUUACAAAGAUCCUAGAAGAAUGCUCGUGGACGAACUCAUUGAAGAAGAAUUUAGUGGAUACAAAUACUAGGUACUAAUUCGGUCCUUUUUGAUGACAGCAAUUUUAAUAAAAACCAUUUCAGACCUUGAGGGUUUUCAAUAAAAUUGAUUUCAUCAAGGAGGAGCUUGAAAAGGCUUGUCCAGGGGUAGUUUCAUGCGCUGAUAUUGUUUCUAUUGCCACAAGAGAUGGCAUUAUGCUGGUCGAAAACUUCAAAAAAUUCAAAAAAAAAAAAAA
Quercus lobata is the source of this 1170-nucleotide messenger RNA. Its product is annotated as receptor-like protein 9DC3. The record is from RefSeq and is a predicted model, not a curated record. The transcript is spliced from 4 exons. Lineage: Eukaryota; Viridiplantae; Streptophyta; Magnoliopsida; Fagales; Fagaceae. Bases 225 to 911 code for a protein of 228 amino acids. Gene Ontology annotation, molecular function: protein binding.